AUGGGCAACGAAUCGUCUACGAUGGUAGACGAGGCUACACCUCCCACAACACUCAAGCGCCGUGAUCUCGAGUCAGUGGCCAAAUACAUUCUCGAGAAAGAUACUCGGAAAAUUGUUGUUCUGACCGGCGCAGGCAUCAGCACAUCUGCUGGAAUCCCAGAUUUCAGAUCUCCAGAUACAGGCCUGUACUCGAAUUUAGCCCAUUUGGAAUUACCGGACCCAGAAGCAGUAUUUAACAUUACCUUUUUCCGAGAUAACCCUGUUCCAUUCUAUACACUCGCCAAAGAGCUUUAUCCUGGCCGGUACCGACCGACCAUAGCGCACUCAUUUAUCAGCCUUCUGCACAAAAAGGGUCGCCUCCUGAAGCUUUUUACACAGAAUAUUGAUUGUUUGGAACGGGAAGCCGGUCUUCCAGGAGAACUAAUCAUUGAUGCUCAUGGAAGUUUUGCUUCCCAGCAUUGUAUCGACUGCAAGAGCCUUUACCCCGACGAGCUCAUGAAACAAGCCAUUGCCAAGGGCGAGGUCCCCCAUUGCGUGACACCACAAUGUAACGGCCUUGUGAAGCCGGAUAUAGUCUUUUUUGGCGAAGCGCUGCCGGAAGCUUUCUUCCUCAACCGCGAGCUACCCGCAGAAGCCGACCUGUGCAUUGUCAUGGGCACCAGCCUGACUGUUCAGCCAUUUGCAAGUCUGCCCAGUUUUUGCCGCGAUGAGACGCCUCGCCUGCUGAUCAACAUGGAGCAAGUUGGCGGUCUCGGGUCUCGUACAGACGACGUGCUUCUACUUGGAGAUUGUGACGAAGGCGUACGCAAACUCGCCCAGGCUCUAGGCUGGUUGGAGGAGUUGGAGGCUCUCUGGGAGGAGACCAACCCCAAUAAAGAAGAUCGAGACCAGGAGACAGCGCCCAAGAAGACGCGCGACGAGCGGUUGCACGACGAAGUCGAACGCCUCACAGCUGACGUCGACCGGGCGUUGCACGUAUCAAAUACUCACCAAGAUCAUCUACAAAACUAUUUGGCAAAACAUGUUGCAAAGAAGGCCGACACGGCUAAACAGGCCGACAGUGCUGAGGGGACGGUUGUUUCGGCGCUGGACAAGGAUAACGUUCAGGGCGAGACCAAGACUCCCGCUGAGAAGGAAGAAAAGAUUCUCCGGCCCAAUGCUACAGGCGGCUUGGAUCAUGUUUUCCCGCAUUUGGCGGAUAAGAAGCCUCGACCUCCGUAA
Messenger RNA from Talaromyces atroroseus, 1221 nucleotides. RefSeq names its product NAD-dependent protein deacetylase hst2-1. Gene Ontology annotation, molecular function: NAD+ binding; histone deacetylase activity, NAD-dependent. The coding region runs from base 1 to 1221 and encodes 406 amino acids. The transcript is spliced from 2 exons. Lineage: Eukaryota; Fungi; Ascomycota; Eurotiomycetes; Eurotiales; Trichocomaceae. The record is from RefSeq and is a predicted model, not a curated record.